Tauraco erythrolophus (red-crested turaco) is the source of this 1124-nucleotide messenger RNA. The record is from RefSeq and is a predicted model, not a curated record. NCBI's taxonomy places the organism in Eukaryota, Metazoa, Chordata, Aves, Musophagiformes, Musophagidae.
AUGCAUCACCUGUUCGGGCUGGUUUUGGCACAGAAGGACCUUUCACGUGCAGGGGAUCUCUUCUCCUUAGAGGAUGCUGAAAUCGAAGGAAGCCUCUCGGAAGCUCUUGAACAAAUAAGAAUAAUUAGUUCAUCCGCAGACUACCAGACCAAUGACAAUGACCAGGCUGUGGUGGAAAUCUGCAUCACUCGCAUCACCACUGCCAUCAGGGAGACGGCGUCCAUAGAAAAGCACGGCAAAGCCCUCGUGGCUCUGUGGGAGUCGUGCCUGGAGCACAACCUGAAGCCUUCUGGAAAAGACGAGGACACACCACAUGCAAAAAUCGCAUCUGAUAUCAUGAGCUGCAUCUUGCAGAAUUACAAUCGACCUCCAGUAAUGGCCUUAGCUGUCCCAGUGGCGGUGAAAUUUCUGCAGAGGGGCAAUAAGGAACUGUGCAGAAACAUGUCAAGUUAUCUAUCCUUGGCUGCAAUUGCCAAAGCAGAUCUGCUGGCUGAUCACACCGACACCAUUGUCAAAAGUGUCCUUCAAGGGAACUCGAUGCUGCUGCGUGUCCUGCCCGCUCUGUACGAGAAGCAACCGCAGCCGAUAAACCUGCGCCUGCGGGAGCUGGUGGCACUGAUGGCUCAGCUGGAUCAAGCUGAACAACACCACCUCCUCAGGCUCUUCCAGAUCGUGGCUAGGAAAAGAGAAGUGGGGGUAAAACCGUGCUGAAAGAUUCUGUUUGGACACUUGGGAGCCCCUAGCCAUAGUGACCUUAUUCUGAACAUACUUCUAGAAGUAUCCAGCUAUGAACCAACAGCCUUAGCCACUUUUCUUCCACUGCUGAAGGAAAUUGGUGAGAGUUUUCCAAGUCUGAUCGGGCAAACAGCAAAGAUCUUUGGAGCUGUUGGACACAUCGACGAGGAGCAAGCCAGAAUAUGCCUGAUGUAUUUGGUGAACCAGCUGGCCAACAUGGAGCACUCAUUUCACCACAUUCUUUUGCUGGAAAUUAAGAAUCUCACUGACACCUUCUCGAGCAUUUUGGGUACCCAGAGCAGAGAUAUCUACCGCAUGAGCAACAGUUUCACUGCCAUAGCCAAGCUCCUUGUCCGACAGCUCGAGAACGACAAUGCAUCAGGAGCCAG